Molecule: messenger RNA, 288 nt
Organism: Staurois parvus
Lineage: Eukaryota; Metazoa; Chordata; Amphibia; Anura; Ranidae
Source: the annotation of a GenBank genome assembly
UCAGUCAUGUGAUCAGCUGUGUCCAAUCACAGCUGAUCACAUGGCACUGAUAAUCAGUGUGCCCUGAUGAUCAGUGUGGCCCCAGAAGUGCCACCUGUCAGUGCUCAUCAGUGCCAGUGCCCAUCAGUGCCAUGUGCCAGUGCCCAUCAGUGCCACAUCAAUGCCACAUAUCAGUGCAUACCAGUGCACAUCAAUGCCACAUAUCAGUGCCCAUCUGAGCUGCCUUUCAAUGUCACCCAUCAGUGCCAGUCAGUGCCACCUAUCAAUGCCAAUCAGUGCCACCUAUCA